UAUAGGCUAGUCCCCUUAAGUGCGCGCGUGUGCGCUGUAGAGCGCUCGCGUGUGUGUGCGCCCGUGUGCGCGAGGAGUGCAGUCUCGUGUCAGUCGUGUCGUUCCUUCGUUCGUCUUUGCCGUUCGCACAGCCGCCUUAUUACCGCGCGCACAUUUAAGCCCAUACGAGCUUAAUUCCACUCCUUUGCCUUCGUAUCUCCACUCAACAAUUACGCGCGAUAUGUUCUAUAACGUUUAUUCUUACGGAAUCCUUCAUAAAUAGCAGUUAAAAUGAAUCCUCAGUACAUGCAGCAGCAGCGUCCAGUAUACGGACCUCCGCCAUCCAAUGCACCAUAUGGCGAACUUAACGCAAAUUUGUCUCCCAAAGGACCACAUGAAUUGGGAUCGCUUCCACCUCAGAAACCGUUACAAAGUCAACCACCUACAAUCGAUGCUGCCUGUGCAACGAAACCACCUUACUAUGUAAACGAUAUUCAAGGACAAGUAGUUGAUACUCAACAUGGACCACCUCUACCGCCACAGUCUAAUCAAACUAACUUAGUCAAUCAAAUGUCUAACGUGACUUUAUCUGGUAUACAAAAGCCUUCUCAGGAUUUUUCACCACAGUCUGAAAAAAAUGUACCAAAUAUGCCUUUUUCAUCCACUGUAAAUGGAAUUAAUAAUCAGAAUCAUUAUAUCGCACAAGGUGAACCAGAUAAAAUUAACUUUCCAGGAGAGAAAUCAGGAUUAAUUUCUCAGAAAUCAUCGCCUCAUCAACCUGGAUCGGCCGACUCUCAAAUACCCAGUCUUCCAAAUCCCUAUGGCUCUGCUGUCAAACCUCAAAUUUCAGAACAACAACAAUAUCCUGGGCAAAUGCCACCCUUUGGCUCACCAUCGGUACGUAAUACUUCCGGAAAUCCAGUACAGAUGACUCCUGCAAUACCUACCGAACACCAUGGCCAAUUAUCAAGUCAAAAUAGAUACAACGCACCGUUAGUAAAUCAAGGAGACUUAAUGGGACCGGCCGUUACAGGGAAAUCAAUAGGCGUUAUUCCAAACUCUCCAAAUACUGGUAGCCAGCAGUCAUUUCGAGCGCCUCCUCUAUUAAAUCAACCACAUGGAACGCCAUUAAAUCCACCACCUUUAGGACCACAGACAUUAAGUAAUCGAAAGAAUACACCAGAUUCUUCUUUACCUGGACCAAUUUCCGUGGCUCCUCCAGCGUUGAAUCAAAAUUUGCCUGGACCACCAUUACCUGGGCAAAAUCUUCAGGCCCCUUCAUUUACAGAUCAGCAAGGUUUGCAAAGAUCUCCCUUGGGUCAAACGUCUAACUUAUCAGGACAACAACAGUUAUCCGGUCCAUAUGGACAACAAAAUCUAUCUGGACCUCCGCUUUUACCAGUGCAACAAACACAUUCUCCGUAUCCAUACUCCAAUCAAGUACUUGAACAACGACGGUAUACAACAAGCCCUUCAUUAUCUGGACCACAAAAUGUUACGAAUUCCUAUACUCACACAAACUAUCAGCAUUCUGAAAUAAAUUAUCAAGGAUAUCAAAAACAAAAUUGUAGUCAAUCUGGACAAACAAACAUGUAUGCCAAUCAGAUGAAUCCUUAUCAAAGUGGUAUAUCAAGUACUCCCGAAGGAUAUCAAACUAACGUUCAAUCUCAACAAGUGAGAAGACUUGACCCCAAUCAAAUGCCCAGUCCUAUACAACUAAUUCAAGACGAUCAAAGACUAAAAGGUGGAGUGUUUGUAACAAAUGAAAAGGGCUUGGUUCCUCCAUUGGUUACAACAAAAUUUACCGUCGAAGAUAAAGGAAAUGCAUCGCCACGAUUUAUUCGAUCAACAAUAUAUACUGUGCCCACUGCCACAGAUAUUAUUAAACAAACACAUAUUCCAUUUUCACUUAUACUGAGUCCAAUGGCUCAAAUAGAAGAGGGUGAAUUUGAACCACCUAUAGUGGAUAUGGGAGAAAUUGGUCCGGUGCGUUGUAAUCGUUGCAAAGCUUAUAUGAGUCCCUUUAUGCAAUUUAUCGACGCUGGCAGAAGAUUUCAAUGCAUGUUUUGUAAAACUACAACGGAAGUUCCAUUGGAAUAUUUCCAACAUUUGGAUCAGACCGGUCAAAGAAUGGACCGUUACGAACGCCCUGAACUAAUUCUUGGUACUUACGAGUUUCUGGCAACAAAAGAGUAUUGCACAAACAAAACAUUUCCAAAUCCACCUGCAAUUAUAUUUGUUAUUGAUGUUUCUUAUAACACGGUAAAAUCGGGUUUGAUUAACUUAAUUUGUGCUAACAUGAAAAAAAUUAUUCGCCAUACACCUGUCGAUGUGGGUCAAUCUAAAUCAAAUAUGAAAAUUGGUUUUAUAACAUACAGUAGCACAGUUCAAUUUUACAACAUUAAAGCAAAUCUUGCUCAGCCUCAAAUGAUGGUAGUUGGCGAUGUACAGGAUGUAUUUAUGCCACUUCUCGAUGGCUUCCUUUGUAAUCCAGAAGAAAGCGAAGCAUUAAUCGAUAGCUUAAUGACUCAAAUUCCAGUUAUGUUUGGAGACAGUCGAGAAACAGAAACUAUUCUUGGACCAGCUAUUCAAGCUGGAUUAGAAGCUCUCAAGGCAUCAUCGUGCGCGGGCAAACUUAUGGUAUUUCAUUCAUCUUUACCCAUUGCCAAUGCACCAGGAAAGCUUAAGAAUAGAGAUGAUCGUAAGCUUCUUGGAACGGAUAAGGAGAAAAAUGUUUUAACCCCACAGAUUAAUUAUUACAAUAAUCUUGGGCAAGACUGCGUCGCAUCUGGUUGCAGUGUCGAUUUAUUUAUUUUUAACAAUUCAUACAUUGAUGUAGCGACGAUUGGCCAAGUUUGUAGACUUACCGGUGGAGAAGUAUAUAAGUACACAUAUUUUCAAGCUGAUAUCGAUGGAGAGAGACUAAUCACAGAUAUAAUAAAUAAUAUAAGCAGACCAAUUGCAUUCGAUGCAGUUAUGCGUGUCAGAACAUCCACCGGUGUUAGACCAACAGAAUUCUUUGGACAUUUUUAUAUGUCUCAUACAACCGAUGUGGAAUUAGCCAGCAUAGACUGUGACAAAGCUGUUGCAAUAGAGAUUAAACACGAUGAUAAAUUAGCAGAGGAUGAAGGUGUUUACAUUCAAGCAGCCUUACUUUAUACAUCAUGUAGUGGCAUAAGACGAUUAAGAAUUAUCAAUCUGAGCUUAAAAACUUCAUCACAAAUUGCAGAGCUUUUUAAAUCGUGUGAUUUAGACGCUAUUAUCAAUUUCCUUUCUAAACAAAGUGUAUUUAAGCUUAUGGACUCGUCUCUAAAAGCAGUUAAAGAUAAUUUAAUUUCAAGAUGUGCCACUAUACUUGCAUCUUAUAGAAGAUUUUGUUCAUCUCCAUCAAGUAUUGGCCAGUUGGUACUUCCCGAAUGCAUGAAAUUACUACCACUUUAUAUAAAUGGACUAUUAAAGAGCGAUGCCAUUACUGGAGGUAGUGGAAUAACAAUUGAUCAGAAAUCGUAUGUAAUAAUGUCGGUUACGACAAUGCCAAUUGGCGAGUCAGUUGUUCAUGUUUAUCCACGAUUAAUUUCAUUGCAUGACGUUAAUCCUCAAUCUACGGAUAUUCCACCUAUGUUACGUUGUUCAAAAGAUAAAUUCACAGACGAUGGGGCAUAUUUGUUGGAAAAUGGAAUUCACAUGUUUUUAUGGCUCGGUGCGAAUUUGAGUUCACAAUGGUUGCAGUCAGUUUUUGGUGUCUCAUCCGUACUUCAAGUUGACACUGAUAAGACUACAAUACCGCCAUUAAAUAAUCCAUUGAAUGACCGAAUCAGAUAUAUAAUUAGUUACGUUCAAAGUGAGAGGCGACACUGUAUGCGGUUAACUAUCACCAGACAACGAGAAAAAAUGGAAAUGGUAAUGCGACAGUUCUUGGUGGAGGAUCCAGGCGUUGAUGGUAGUCUUGGUUAUGUAGACUUUCUGUGUCACAUACAUAGAGAAAUUCGAACGCUUCUUAGCUAGUGUAAAUUGAGAUAAAUAAUUUCUCAAAUAUAGAGAACUAAAAAGAAGGCAAAUAAGUUUUAAUUUAAGUAGUAUGUAAUAAAGUUUUUAUGUAAAAGUUGAAUGAGAGAUCGAGGAAAAUGAGAGAAAGAAACGAGUGAAAAGAAUAGAAAAUGAAAGUGG
Messenger RNA from Ceratosolen solmsi marchali, 4146 nucleotides. It is a transcript of the gene Sec24CD, whose product is annotated as COPII coat complex component secretory 24CD. The record is from RefSeq and is a predicted model, not a curated record. Gene Ontology annotation, cellular component: COPII vesicle coat; endoplasmic reticulum exit site. NCBI's taxonomy places the organism in Eukaryota, Metazoa, Arthropoda, Insecta, Hymenoptera, Agaonidae. Bases 271 to 3984 code for a protein of 1237 amino acids. Gene Ontology annotation, biological process: intracellular protein transport; endoplasmic reticulum to Golgi vesicle-mediated transport; COPII-coated vesicle cargo loading. The transcript has 16 exons. Gene Ontology annotation, molecular function: SNARE binding; zinc ion binding.